UUCGUGCAUUCUUUGUCAAAUCGAAAUGUCAAAAAGAGUACAUUAGUAAAUAUUGAAGUGAUUGUAGGUUCUGUGAUUAUUCUAGAAUACUUCUUUGAAAAUAAAUAAGUGGAUAUUUCUUAUCAAUUCCUAAAAGACCAUUGAAUAAAGCACCAUGGCGCACUACAAGGGUGCAGCGUCUGAAGCUGGGAGAGCUAUGCAUUUAAUGAAGAAGAGGGAAAAAGCCCAACAAGAGAUAGAACUUCGAAAGAAGAAAAUUGAAGAGGAUCUGAAGAUUGAUAAUAUUGAAAAUAAAUUUGCAACACAUUAUGAUGCAGUGGAACAACAACUAAAAAGUUCUACAAUUGGAUUGGUAACACUUGAUGAAAUGAAAGCAAAACAGGAACAUAUUGUCCGUGAAAGAGAAAAGAAAUUGGCUCAAAAGAAAGCAGAAAAAGAGAAAGAAAGACAAAAAGAAAUAGAAGCUAAACAAGCUCAAAAAAAUAAGCAAAAGAGACAGAUACAAGCUCUAUCAUUUGAUCUCAAUGAAGAAGAAGACAAUGAUGAUGAUGAUAAUGAUGAAGAAGAAAAACUGGAUUUAAAUUGGAAAGAGAGGGAAGAAGUGCCUGUUAAAAAAAUAAGAAAAAACCCAGAUGUGGACACAUCAUUUUUACCAGACAGAGAGAGGGAAGAAGCUGAUCUGAAAUUGAGAGAGGAACUCAGAUUGGAAUGGGUCAUGACUCAAGCCAGUCUGAAAGAUGAGCCUAUUACAGUCACGUUUAGUUAUUGGGAUGGUUCCGGGCAUAGAAGAAAUGUUACUUUGAAAAAAGGAAAUUCAAUUUAUCAAUUCCUACAAAGAUGUUUAGACACCCUACGGCCAGAGUUCAGUGAACUAAAAACAGUAUCUGCAGAUCAGCUGAUGUAUGUAAAGGAGGAUUUAAUACUGCCACACCACUAUACUUUUUAUGAUUUUAUUGUCACAAAGGCUAGAGGUAAGAGUGGGCCUUUAUUCCAGUUUGAUGCUUCUGAUGAUAUCCGAUUGUUAAAUGAUGCUACUCAAGAGAAACAAGACUCACACGCAGGGAAAGUCUUAUUAAGAUCCUGGUAUGAAAGAAACAAACAUAUAUUUCCUGCAUCCAGAUGGGAGCCUUAUGACCCUACAAAAACCUAUUCCAAAUACACAAUCAAAGGAAAAUAAUAUUACUCUUACUGUAUCAAUGAUUACUUUUAUAAAGCAAUCUUGUAUUAUUUGUACAUUGUAGUAUUACACCUAAAUUAUUUAAUUAAGGAAAUAAAAAUAUGUUGCCAAAAAGCUGUUUUAA
Messenger RNA from Zerene cesonia (dogface butterfly), 1301 nucleotides. RefSeq names its product protein FAM50 homolog. Bases 155 to 1177 code for a protein of 340 amino acids. Gene Ontology annotation, cellular component: nucleus. NCBI's taxonomy places the organism in Eukaryota, Metazoa, Arthropoda, Insecta, Lepidoptera, Pieridae. The transcript is spliced from 6 exons. The record is from RefSeq and is a predicted model, not a curated record. Gene Ontology annotation, biological process: chromatin organization.